This is a messenger RNA of Megachile rotundata (alfalfa leafcutting bee), 1681 nucleotides long. RefSeq names its product Ubiquinol-cytochrome c reductase core protein 2 (gene UQCR-C2). The record is from RefSeq and is a predicted model, not a curated record. Gene Ontology annotation, cellular component: mitochondrion. Gene Ontology annotation, molecular function: metal ion binding. NCBI's taxonomy places the organism in Eukaryota, Metazoa, Arthropoda, Insecta, Hymenoptera, Megachilidae.
UGACUACUAUCUGCAGAUUAUAGAUUGAUAGUUUAAGUCAGUUAAGUCGAGUUGGUCAUAAGUGGUCGUAGGUGGUCAUAGGUUUUGUUCCGAACAGUUCCAGAUACUGAUUCGAAGCAGGCCUCUUUGAAUUGCUAAGAGAGAGGAAAAUGGUUUCAUCGGCUGUACGGUCGACCAUACUACGUGGUUCCACGGUUAGACAUUAUGCAGCAGUUGCAGCAGCUGCACAAUCCUGCGGUCCUGCUGUACCAGAAUGUAAAGUUUUGAGUAAUAAAGUCACUAUUGCUGCUUAUGACAAUAAUUCUCCAAUUACACAAGUGUCCAUCAUUUUCAGAGCUGGAUCUCGAAAUGAAACAUAUGAUACGCAAGGUAUGAUACAUCACUUGAGGGUAUUAGCAGGACAAAGUACAUCAAGAGCAAGUGGAUUUGCUAUAACAAGGAAUAUCCAACAGCUUGGUGGAAAUUUAUUGACUGUUGUAGAUCGUGAAAGUAUAGCAUAUACUUUACAGAUUACUAGAAAUAAUUUAAAUGAUGCUCUAAAGUUUUUGGAUUGUGUUGCAACUAAGCAAGUAUUUAAACCAUGGGAGGUAUCUGAUCAAGCACCCAGAUUACAAUAUGAACUGCAGUCUAUUCCUGAUACAACUAGAGUACUUGAACUUUUACACAAAGCAGCAUUUCGUAGAGGGCUUGGAUAUUCCCUCUUUUCGCCAAAGCAUCAAAUAGGUAAAAUUGGUACAGAAACUCUGCAACAUUUUGUCAACUCGUGGUAUACUGCACCCAAAUGUGCAGUUGUAGCAGUUGGAGUUCCACUAUCACAUAUUACUGCUUUUGCUUCAAAUUUGGAAAUUUCUUCAGAAGACUGCGCAAAUGAAGCAUCAAAAUACCAUGGUGGAGAAAUUCGAAAAGAAAAGGGAUCGAAUUUAACAAAUGUAGCGGUAGCUGUUGAAGGUGUAAAUAUGAAGAAUGAGAAAGAUGCUUUAGCCUGUGCAAUUCUUCAGAGGGCAUCUAGUACUGACCCAAGAGUCAAAUGGGGUAAUAGUUCAAGCCCGUUGUACAAGCAAGUCGCAAACGCUGCCGGCACAGAUCCGUUCGCUUUGUCAACUUUUAAUGCCAAUUAUACAGAUUCUGGACUUUUUGGUUUUGUUUUGUGUUCUACACCUGACAUUGCAGGACCUCUAACAAAAGAAGCCAGUAAAUGGUUAAAAUCCAUGAAGCUUUCUGAUAAAGACAUUGCUCGUGGCAAAGCUAUAUUGAAAGCUGAAAUUUUGGAUGCAGCAGAUAAUGAAUCUAUGUUGUUAGAGAACAUGCAAUAUCAGGCUUUGUUUAAAGGACAAAUUUCUACGCCGGCUACUUUAAUGGCCGAUGUUGACAAAGUUUCUGCAUCUGACGUUCAAUCCGUUGCUGCUAAACUUUCCAAAGGAAAUUUAUCUAUGGCUGCUGUUGGUAAUUUGAAAACUGUACCGUACAUCGACGAAUUGAAAUAGAUUAUUACGACUGUUACUCCAAAAAAGCAAGUAGCACAAAGUCGAUACUAACUCUCUUCAGUACUGUGAAGAUCGAGGUCAAGGUAUAUGUAAACUACAAACCUAAGUCAUCACACGUAUUUAAUAAUUAUCUGCAUUUCUUUGCAGUGAAUAUAACUGUGUAGAUACGAAUAAAAAUAAAAAUUGUUUAUUCUCAA